This is a messenger RNA of Melanaphis sacchari, 1329 nucleotides long. Its product is annotated as zinc finger MYM-type protein 1-like. The record is from RefSeq and is a predicted model, not a curated record. The transcript has 2 exons. Bases 1 to 1329 code for a protein of 442 amino acids. Gene Ontology annotation, molecular function: protein dimerization activity. Lineage: Eukaryota; Metazoa; Arthropoda; Insecta; Hemiptera; Aphididae.
AUGUUUGAUUACACGCCAGAUGUGUCAAGAACAGAGCAAAUGAGUCAAGUUAUUAGAUACGUUCGUGUCACUGGUAGUAAAGUAAUUGUAGAAGAAAGUUUCUUAGGCUUUAUAGAAUCUCAUGAAAAAACUGGUAGUGGUUUGACUACUGAAAUAUUACAUCAGAUAUCUCAAGAUGGUUUGGAUAUUAAUAAUUGUAGGGGCCAAGCAUAUGACAACGGAUCAAAUAUGGCAGGGAAGUACAAUGGGGUUCAAGCAAAAAUUUUAGAAAAAAAUAACUUAGCAACAUUUAUGCCUUGUACACCACAUUGUUUAAAUUUAGCAGGUGUAAAUGCUGUAGGAUCAAAUAAACAAAUGCAACUAUUGUUCGGUAAAAUUCAACAACUAUUUAAUUUUUUUUCUGGUUCUACUUUACGUUGGGAAAUAUUGAUGAAAUCAUUGAAAGUAACUCUUAACCCAUUUUCCGAUACUAGAUGGUCCUCUAAAGCUGCUGCAGUAAAGGCCCUUUACAAACAAUUACCUGAAGUGAAAUGUACUUUGAUUAAUAUUAUUGAAAAUGGAAAUCUUGAUUCAAAACCUAUUGCGAAAAAUUUACUUAAUUUAGUGGAUCACGAAUUUAUUUGCUUAUUAACGAUUUGGAAUUCUAUACUAUCAAAUAUUGAUAGUGUAAAUAUAUUUCUUCAAAAAAAAAAACAAUUACGAAAAAAGGAAAAAAAGAGCAAAAAAAUGGAUAUUGAUGAGUCUGCUGAUGAAUGGGACACUUCUGCUAAAAACAAUUGCAUAAUUAAUUUGAAAAAUGUCUGUGAUGUUUUGCUUACACACUUCGGUUGGAGAUUUGAAACAUUGAAUAAUGUAUCUUCAGAUUUUAGUUUUCUGACUGGAUCUGAACUAUUCGAAAAAGAUACAGAUGAAUUAGUCAAAGUAGCAGCUGAUUUAGCCUUAAAAUAUAAUAAAGACUUAAAUGCUUCAGAAUUAACAGAAGAAAUAAUACAUUUUAAACAUCAUGCCAUAAAUGCAUUACCUAGUAUCAAAAAUACAACACCAUUAGAACUGUUAGAGUUUAUUUUUGAGUAUUCCAUGACAAAUAUUUUUCCAAAUAUUUGCAUAGAACUUCGACUUUAUUUAACAUUGCCAUGUACAACAGCCACGUGUGAACGAAGUUUCAGCAAACUGAAACUAAUAAAAACGUAUUUACGCUCCACAAUAAAUCAAACAAAACUAACUAAUCUUGCAUUAUUGUCUAUUGAAAAAGAAAUAUCAAACUCAAUUGAUUUCGAUUCAGUUAUAAACGACUUCGCUGAGGUAAAAGCCAGAAAAAUUAAAUUUUAA